AACAACACUACAUCUCUUUUUUAAAGAAUCCAAUGCAUAAACGGAUCCAAUUCCUGCAAUCCAGCAGUUGGCUCAUACAAACAACCUAGCAUUUUGUUUGGAGUUCAGGCACACACUACGCCAAGUAGGCUAUUCGGAAGGGCAGAGGCGAACCAAUUGCAGAUAUGCCAGCGGUGUACUGAAAUAACCCGAUUGGACUACAGACCCUCGAAUGAUCGGAGUGGGUGACUGAUUGACGGUUCUUCAGUGUGCUUCAUCUGGACAGACCUGACACAGCGCAGCCGACACAGCCACGGCGGGGUACGAGGUGUGAGAGAGAACCGAAGAUGGGCGGAGGAGGACAGCAGACGGAAUCAGGCGAGCCGGCUAAGAGCGCGGGAGAUGGCGGACCCGGUGCGGUUGGAAGCGGGCGAGGAGGCGGAAAUUUGUCUGUCUUCACCUGGGAGGAGGUGCAGAAGCACAGUCACAAAGGCGACCAGUGGCUGGUGAUAGACAGGAAGGUCUAUAAUGUCACCCAGUGGGUAAAGAGACACCCGGGUGGCAUCCGAGUUAUCAGCCACUACGCUGGAGAGGAUGCGACGGAGGCGUUUACGGCCUUCCAUCCCAAUCUGACAUUUCCCAGGAAGUUUUUGAAGUCGUUGCUGAUUGGAGAACUGGCCGACACAGAACCCAGUCAGGAAGCAGGGAAAAACGCAGUGGUGGUGCAGGACUUCCAGGCCCUACGUGAGCGUGUGGAGAAGGAGGGCCUGCUCCGUGCCAAACCCCUGUUUUUCAGCCUCUACUUGGGCCACAUCCUGCUGCUAGAGGCCCUCUCCCUGGGGCUGCUCUGGCACUGGGGAACCAGCUGGAGCGUCACACUGCUGUGCUCCGUGAUCCUGGCAACAUCUCAGUCUCAAGCUGGGUGGUUGCAGCAUGACUUCGGCCAUCUGUCAGUCUUCAAGAAAUCCAGCUGGAAUCACAUUCUGCACAAGUUCAUCAUCGGUCAUAUAAAGGGUGCCUCUGCUAACUGGUGGAACCACCGUCACUUCCAGCAUCAUGCCAAGCCCAACGUCUUCUGCAAAGAUCCGGAUGUCAACAUGCUGCAUUUAUUUGUUCUGGGAGACUCACAGCCAGUAGAGUACGGCAUUAAGAAGUUGAAGUACAUGCCCUACAAUCACCAGCACAAGUACUUCUUCCUCAUUGGACCACCACUCCUCAUCCCUCUGUAUUUUCAGAUUGAGAUCAUGAGAACCAUGGUGACACGACGAGACUGGGUGGAUCUGGCAUGGUCGAUGACUUUCUACCUUCGCUACUUCUGCUGUUAUUAUCCCUUCUUUGGUUUCUUUGGCUGCAUCGUAUUUUUCACCUUCGUCAGGUUUCUGGAGAGCCACUGGUUUGUUUGGGUUACCCAGAUGAGUCACCUUCCUAUGGACAUUGACCAUGAGAAACACCACGACUGGCUAACCAUGCAGUUGAAUGCAACUUGCAACAUUGAGCAGUCGCCCUUCAACGACUGGUUCAGUGGACACCUCAACUUCCAGAUUGAACACCAUCUGUUCCCCACCAUGCCGCGUCACAACUAUCAGGCGGUGGCCCCCCUGGUCCAGGCUCUGUGUGAGAAACACCACAUCCCCUACCAGGUCAAGACCCUACAGGGAGCCUUCGCUGAUAUCAUCAGCUCACUGAAGAAGUCAGGAGAUCUGUGGCUGGAUGCGUAUCUGCAUAAAUAACUCCUUCCUUUCCCAUGCAGACAUCCAACCUACGGACAGAGAUAGUUCAAGGCAAUCUCUCAAAAUGUUUUAUAUGAAUCAUGAUGGCAAAAACAGCGUGGUUGUCUGCUCAAAUGUAAAUCACCAUUAAAAGUAAAGUCACAGUGGGUCCAACUGGAUGUCCAGUCUGAAACAUUCCCAUGACCAUCUUCAACAUACGUACAGUCAGAGUGCUCUAACGUACAGUGUCGAAUAUGAUAUACCACUACAUACUCUGCAUGAUGCCUGCAUGGUCUGUUGGUGUGAUAUGUAUUUAACUGUCCGUGCAGUUAACAUUUUUUUACCAUACCUGCAAAAACAGAGUGCGAGUUUAUAGUAUAUACAGAGAGGGUCUGCUUUACACAGCGUACAACUGCAUACGCCCCCCCUCCCACCUGGACAGACUGUGACGGGUGUUCAUUCAAAACUAUACAGUUGACAUUGUUGCGCAGUAUGAACAUGGUACUUUGAAUCCUCAAUGCUGAUUGGCUGAUAGCCGUAGUGUAUGAGACCGUACACCACGGCUAUGACAUCACAUACAUUUUUACAGCUCUAAUUGCGUUGGUUUCUAAUAGCAAUAAGACAUCUCGGGGGGGGGGGUUUCCGGUGUCGUUAUAGUGACGAACUCAAACCCGGGUAGCAGCAUUAGCCCUGAAUAAAUUUUUCCACGCCGUCAAAAAAACAAGCAGACCUGCCUUGUGUAAAAUGUAAUCUGCUACCAGGGAAACCUUUUUAUAUUGUUAAUAAAGACACUGCGUAAAUGUUGCAUUUACAACUAAUUCAUUUAGUAGUUGCUCUUAUUUAGAGCGACUUAAAGAUUAGUGCAUUCUUUCGUAAUAUAGCUAGGUGGGACGACAUCGUAGUCAUAGUAAGUACAUAUUUGCUCAAUGAAGUAACUAUCAGCCAAGUUAGUGUCAGGAGGAAGAAAAAACAUCUUGUGUGGCGUUUACAAUAUUCCCCUUUUAACGCAACCCAGAUGAUGUUGCUUAGCCUGUCUUGCGAAAUGUGUACGGUUGUUAGUUUCAAUCAAGUCCCAGUUUCUUCAAGGGUCAUGAGGGCAAACCAAAAUCUGUGUACCCAGGUAAGAUACAUGUUGUGGGGAAAGUCUACACUUGUUGUAUACGGCGCAUGUGAUCAUUUCUUGUUGUUGAUUUGACAUCUAUGGAGAUAGUUUGUUCCUCCUACAACUGUAUGGCAGUAAUUUACCCCCAUAUAUCUCACUCUGUCUGUGGGCCAGUUUAUGAAGACAGAGUGGGACAGGUAUCUCUUCUGUUCUUUGUAACAUCCAGAAUAAAUUUGGCCUAUUGACAAUUCGCACUA
This is a messenger RNA of Esox lucius (northern pike), 3047 nucleotides long. It is a transcript of the gene fads2, whose product is annotated as fatty acid desaturase 2. NCBI's taxonomy places the organism in Eukaryota, Metazoa, Chordata, Actinopteri, Esociformes, Esocidae. Gene Ontology annotation, biological process: lipid metabolic process. The transcript has 13 exons. Gene Ontology annotation, cellular component: membrane. Gene Ontology annotation, molecular function: oxidoreductase activity, acting on paired donors, with oxidation of a pair of donors resulting in the reduction of molecular oxygen to two molecules of water. The record is from RefSeq and is a predicted model, not a curated record. The coding region runs from base 327 to 1709 and encodes 460 amino acids.